Dendronephthya gigantea is the source of this 1734-nucleotide messenger RNA. RefSeq names its product laccase-2-like. The coding region runs from base 1 to 1734 and encodes 577 amino acids. The record is from RefSeq and is a predicted model, not a curated record. Gene Ontology annotation, molecular function: oxidoreductase activity; copper ion binding. Lineage: Eukaryota; Metazoa; Cnidaria; Anthozoa; Malacalcyonacea; Nephtheidae. The transcript is spliced from 3 exons.
AUGAGGUUUUUUCUGCUUCUUCUGAUCCUUGAAGCCAGCGUGGCACAAACUGAUCCACCGCCCGAAAAAUGCUUCAAUGAAGCUAUUCCAAAAUACGUAACAUGCAGACCAGUACAUGGAAGACCAGCAGCCUGUAACUGCAGAAACAUAGACCCAUGUUAUAUCAAGUUAAUCAUCACUCGAAAAAGAAAGAUUGAUCCCACUGAAGCUAAUAACUACACCUAUUUUGUAAACGGUACGUUUCAAGGUCCAACAAUUAUCGCAGAGGAAAAAGGAAUUGUUGUCGUUGAUGUUUUUAAUGAUAUGGAUGAAGACACUUCUAUGCACUUUCACGGGAUGCAUCAGCACAAUGUUCCCUGGAUCGAUGGUGUGGGAAAUAUUACCCAGUACCCAAUACCAGCCAAUGGAAAGUUCAGGUAUAUCUUCCGAGCAUUUCCUCAAGGCACACAUUGGUACCAUUCUCAUAUGAGAUAUCAAAGAGAUGCAGGAUUGUUUGGUGCUCUGGUAGUACACGAAUCGCAAGGCGAUAUUCACGAAAGAUUGGGACCGUUCGUCGAUGAGCCUGAGAAGUAUCUGUUGACGUUGCUCGAGAGUUUGAAAAAUGUUCAGCCAAGUGGGAAACCUGACCCAUUUUGUUUACCUGAUGGAUCUAAACUACCCAUACAAUAUGACAGGGUGUCAUUCUUUUUAAAUGGUAAAGAAAUUGCAAAAGACAUCCUAGGACGUCGUGCUAAUGAAAGUCAUUCAGAAUAUUUCGUUGUUCCCGGACAGAAGUAUCGCUUUCGUGUUCUCGGCGCAACUAAGUCGAACAUUUUGGUCAUUUCUAUCGAUUAUCACAAAUUGCACGUUAUCGCAACUGACGGUUACCUUGUGAACAAAUUUACAACCGAUUUUCUUAUAGUGCACGUUGGAGAAAGAAGGGAUAUUCCUAGUUCUAGUAACAUCUCACAAUUGUCAUUCUUUAACUUUGAAGUCAUUUGGCCAAAAGCUUUGAUAAACGGCGUGCAGUUUUAUUUGCCUGAUAUCCCUCUUGUCGAAAACACAGGAACUAAACAAGAAUGCAUAUAUCCGGUGGAUUGUAAAGAACCUGGAUCGAAAUAUUGCACACAUACGGUCUAUUUAAAUAAUUUUGGCACCACCACAAGAUUUGUUCUCUCUUCAAUAAUAACUCAGGGGAAACAAGAUCCUGUGGACAUUACACACCCAAUCCACAUGCAUGGACACACGUAUUUCAUCGCAAAGAUUGCAUAUCCUGACUACUACGACAACGGCACGAUCAAGGCUCCAAACGAGGAUCUUACCGUGCCGAAAUGUGGUCCAGCAAGUUGGAGAGGAAGCACACCUGGGGGAAUUACUGUCGACAGAACUACCGUCCGAAAAGAUGUGAUCAUUGUACCCGCUGGGGGGUAUGUAGUUUUGGAGUUCCUUGCAGAUAAUCCAGGAUAUUGGUUCAUGCAUUGUCAUAUCGACCAACAUCUCAAUCGGGGAAUGGCAUUAGCCAUCGGUGAAGCUCCCUCAUGUGCCAGCAGCCCUCCCACACCACUUUUGAAUGAAACUGACGAGUUCUGUUUCAGCGUUGAUACGUUUAAAGCAAAAGAAAGAGAAGCAAAUGGAAAAUGUCGACGUGCUAUUGCAGCUCCUUCACUCGGCCGUAUUCCAACCAUCAGCGCAGUAUCAUUCUUCGCUCAGUUGUUCGGUUUUACUACAGCUUUGUUAUUUCUUCGUUUGAUUUAA